Molecule: messenger RNA, 888 nt
Organism: Trichoderma aggressivum f. europaeum
Lineage: Eukaryota; Fungi; Ascomycota; Sordariomycetes; Hypocreales; Hypocreaceae
Exons: 3
Coding region: 1-888 (295 amino acids)
Source: RefSeq, a predicted model, not a curated record
AUGAAAACCUGCCGUCCGAUCCUCUUCGUCCUAUUCGCCAUCGCAGCUGGAGAAGCCCUCCCCCCUGAUGCAGUUCCUGUCAUGUGUGCCGCCAUCUGCGGGCCAAUAGUCGAGCUGAGUUCGAUGUGCAGCCCAAAGAGGUCAUUAGAAGGUGUUGAAAGCCAUCAUUCGGAUCGAAGAGCGCGCCUCAGACAGGCCAGAAGGCAAAACGAGAAUCCAUUCGACGAAACAGAUCGAAUCGAGAAGCGCUUCUCGGUCAUCGUUCCAGCACCGACGACUUUUCCUCCUGAUUUGCUAGCUGGACAGUAUCCGCCAGCCUCGCCCCCGGUGCCAGAGAUCUCAACGCCAUUGUCACAAUCACCAGCGCCUGUACCUCCACAAUAUUACUCUCCUCCAACUCAUCCAACUACACCUAAUUACCUGCCUCCACCAACUCCUCAACCAGCUCUUCAAUCCCCCACAUCAUCUUCAGCAUGGAAUAUUCAGCCACCCUCGAGUCUCUUCACGACUAGGACAGCAACGAGUGCAUCUACAACUUCUAAGCAUCAAACAUCAAUACGUCCGACCAUGAUAGGCUUGAGUGUGGACGAUGGUGAUUUGACUGGUGGGUGGGGAGAGACGGAAAACGCAGAAGAGAAAUGUGUGUGUUCAAACACCAGCUUUAAUGUGGCAGAGAUUGCUGGAUUGUGCGCGAGCUGCAUAAGUAUGAAGGCGGAUACACAAAAUAAUAUGGAUGUCAUCAUGUCUCAACAUCUGGGUCAAGGCUACCAGACCGACAGCUACAAGCAGGUCAAAUGGAGCUUCUCGAUCGACUGGACUUGUAAAAUUGGUAUCGGUAUUCAGUGCAGCGAGCUUCGCCAUCGCGGCAUUAAUGAUGUUAUGACAUGA